UUAAAAUGUCUGAUUUUCCAUAACAAGUAGAAGCUUAAACAGAACCAAGCAACAGCAACCAAAUUUCUCAAACCACUUAAUCCAAAACAAAAACAUUCAUUUUUGUAUAAGAAACUGGCUGUAAGAAACGAGUACUGGACAGUCAGAAAAAAACAAGAAACUUUAAUAAUCGAAGCAAAAAAUCAAGAAACUAUCGAAUCGUGAUAAAACUGAGAACAACAAAAUUUUGUAAAAUCCAAGAACAAGAUUGCCCUGUUGGCCUAGAAAUUAAGACACAAGGGGUAAAAAUAUGCUUCCCACAUCUAAAUACAGCAUCGGAACGGAAGCGAAUCUCUUGAUGUGAUAAAAAAGGUCAUGAACAUUUCACAACAUCAUUCAUGACAUCAUAAUUAAGAAACUCUUAAGAAACAAUGAGUAUUGAAAUUUCAAAAACAUUAAGAAACUGGAGUACUCAACAUCGAACUUUGUUUCUUAAAAAAAGUGAGUGUAGUGUCCCUGGUUUUUUCAACAUCCUUUCCAAAAUGCAUAUAUCAGUGAAAUAAAGACCCCUUUCUUUUUAACGUUCAACUGCAAACGCCUAGACGAAUCUACGAACAGUUGUUUACAACAUGUAUGACCAACAAUAGGGUAGAAUUCAGUCAGGAUAUUUAAGAAACCCUUCGCUUACUUCUAUUUGAUCCAUGUAUCUACGAUAUAGUCAAUCUAAUGAAUGAAAAUGAAACGCUAAAGAGUGAACGCCGUAAAUUGCCCUUUUUAAAUGAUAUCCCGUUUUAAACUUUCCCUUUAAUCAACGCUUGUCGUCAAUAAAGAAAUAUUUUAUACUGCCUCUUCUUCAUGCAAGAAAGAUAGCUUGUUUCAGCAGUACUUGACCUGUACUUGCUUUGAUUAAAAUUCUAAAGGUUUGACAGAAUAUCUCAUUCAUAAUUGCAUGAGCUCACUAAACCGAGGGUUCGUUUUGCAGGGAGUAUUCCAAACGCCCAAACUUUUAGUUCGCAAUAACUAGAGGCUUCCAUCGGUUGCACGAAGUACUGUAUCUCAUCAGACAUGAUGAAAGUUCCAGUUACAUUUUUAAUGUUCAAAUCCAGGAACGCAAAUUAAAACACAAUUGAAACAUUUUUCAAUGAAUUGAAAAACCUCUACUGUUUGUAUACAAUUUGUUCUAUAUGCUGCACUUAAACGGCUGGCUAUUAUUCACAGAGAUUCAUUUCCAAAUCAACACGAGAAGCACAUUUGUUAAUAAAUCAAAGUUGGGAAAAAACACGAGGCGUACAAAGAGAAAGCCUCAAUAAAGCACAAUUUUAUCGAAAAUUCUGGAAGUAAAAAUUGUUUUCUUUGGACUUGUCCACUGCUGAUAUCGGAUCUCUAAACCGAUAGAGCUUUUAGGACAUUUUUAAUAGGCUAGCUCUGUCACAAAAUGUUUUUAUCAUGUCAUUACAUGGUGUGACGUUUGGUUCAUUCAUGUAAAUAGUUGCUACGUUUCCAACAAAACGAAUAAGCUACAUUUAUAUACGACUUCUCACUCACUUCACUAUCUCACUUCCAUUUCUAUAUCUAAGUUCUCUUAGUAAAUCGCGUGGUACUUUUAGGCAGUUUCUGGCCUUUUUAUUACCUGGCAAAGUUUAGCAGUACUAUGUAGCAAUAAAUUUAUUUAAAAGGGUAAAGUUAAGGUUAUAAAAAAUCGUCUCGGCAGCUGGCAAAAUUGGACAUUAGCGUCUUUUGAGAUGUAUCAUUCCAAUAGCCCCUGGCUAGAAAGUACUUCGUGUAUACUGUAAUUUCACGCCCCAUCUUAGUAAAUAGUUAUUAUUCGUUGGGGAGAACUUGAAAGAACAUGCACUGUGUGUUCCCUGUGCGACCCCAUGUGGCAACUACAACAACAUGCCUUGUCUGGCACCCAGGUAUCAAAAAUAUCAAAAUUUGGUCAAGUACGAACGAAAAAUCCUCGUUUUCAGUUUCUUCCUUCCAUUUUCUUUGCUUUUACGAGGCUGAGACAUAAUGUACGUGAUAUUUUUAGAAUCUAAAAAAUGGAUGCUCGAAAGUACGAUUUGAAGAGAAAGAUCGAAGCAGCUGAGCAAAAGUUGAGGACUCUACAAGUAGGGGUACCAGAUUUUCACUUAAAUGGUUCUAAUGAAGUUGUAGUAAGGCCCGAAUCUUUUCAUAACCCAUCGCGAAUAAAAAGUAAUCGACGCAGACCCCGGCCUUACGUGAAGAAAAAGAAAGGCCCAAUACCAGAGGUAGAAGAGACUCAAACUGACACAGAACUGAUGCAGACAGACAUAAACUUUGAGGAGGAAUCAGAAGAUGAAGCUAAUGAUAUACACGCAGAUGAUGAAAUUGACCAGUUUGAAUUUUACGAUGAGCAGCAAAAUCAUCAAAGUGUUUAUGGGUCUUUCAAGGUCUCCUCAACUAAGGAACAAGUUUAUAUUUUUAACAUUCUUCGAACACAAGCGAUGGUGUCUGUUGAUGAUGCAUACUCCAAAUUUCUACUCAAAGAUUUUGACGCAGAAAAGAAUAUUUUGAAGAAUAAGGCGUUCCAGUUCGUGAAAAGAGAAGUUUUUUGUCUCCAAGAUGGAUGUUGUUGGAUAUAUUCAUGCACCUGUGAUGAUACCAGGAUGAUAUACACCAAAAUGAUGAAUAAGCAUAUUCCCAGUCAAGUUAUUGCUGAAUUUUCUGAACAAAUAAACGCGAGUCAUCCACCAUGCAUUCACAUAGCUGCUUGCAAGCAGCUAAUAUCAGUCUGGGAUGAUAUACACAACAUAACACCAAACGUACCAGAAGAAGGGAUUGAAGUUGAUCACGGAUAUAGCAAGGUACGGCCGUUUCUGGUUCAAAAUUUUGUUGUCUUUAACUGGUGCUGGACAUUUCGUAUUCUAUAGAUCUUUGUUAACAACAAUAAUUGUGUAAUUGAUGUAUUCUAUUUUGUUCGACUUAUUUCUGAUUUCUUUCUCUAGCGCAUGAAUAUAAGCCACAGGAUAAUAUUUCACCGGAUUUUUAUUCU
Molecule: messenger RNA, 2995 nt
Organism: Rhopilema esculentum
Lineage: Eukaryota; Metazoa; Cnidaria; Scyphozoa; Rhizostomeae; Rhizostomatidae
Source: RefSeq, a predicted model, not a curated record